UUCGCCGAACCAGCUCUAAGCAGGAUUCCCCAGGCUGCUCCAUCACUCCCUGCGAUUCGCUGUCCCGGACUUUCUCCUGCCUCACCCCGGAAUCCGUGUUCAACUCUUCUCUGGAGAAGCUGUUCUUUGCCAGCCACUCGGAGAGGCUGGCUCCCCACGCGGCAGGCAGCACCCCUCUGCCCUCACACCCAUCCCGGGCUGCGGCGUUGGCAGGAGGGUAAAGGAGCCACCAACUCGCGGGAAACUUCCUCGAGGGAGAUGCCUGGGGUUUUCGGGCUUCCCCAGCCCUUUCGCGCGGGGCCACACGGCAUUCAGUAAAGUGGUGCCGCAACUAUCGCAGGGUCUGAACUGCAGAGACUCGGGCCGCCCGCAGCAACACAUCCCCGGCAAGGAACGGCGCCCUUUACCGCUGCAUGCGCCCAGGACGCCGCGGCCGCCAGCCCGGGGCUGCUGGGGGGCUCGGCGGGUGCAGAGACUGAGCGCCACGAUGCUUUGUUUUCCUGCCGCAGAAACCCGAGACGGUCUCUUUCCUCUAGACUUAACCGGCCCGCAGCAAUAGCCAUGGAAGUUGCGGCGACACAGGAGAGGGAACCACUUGGCGCGGCAUCGUUACUGGAUGUUUCUUCUCUCCACAGACCGCUUCUUUCCUCCUUCCUGGGUGGCCGUUCCUGCAGCAGCACCCCCGGUGUGCCAGCCCAAGGGCGCCACUAACGGGCACUACGCGGCCCCACGCCUCUCCAUCUCCUCCCGAGCCACAGUGGUAGCCAGAAUGGAAGGUGCCUCCCAGGGGGGCCUGCAGACCGUCAUGAAGUGGAAAACAGUGGUUGCUAUCUUCGUAGUCGUGGUGGUCUACCUCGUCACUGGCGGUCUCGUCUUCCGGGCAUUGGAGCAGCCCUUUGAGAGCAGCCAAAAGAACACCAUUGCCUUGGAGAAGGCAGAAUUCCUGCGGGAUCAUAUCUGUGUGAGCCCACAGGAGCUGGAGACAUUGAUCCAGCAUGCCCUUGAUGCUGACAAUGCAGGAGUAAGUCCAAUAGGAAACUCUUCCAACAACAGCAGUCACUGGGACCUUGGAAGUGCCUUUUUCUUUGCUGGAACUGUCAUCACCACCAUAGGGUAUGGGAAUAUUGCUCCAAGCACUGAAGGAGGCAAAAUCUUUUGUAUUUUAUAUGCCAUCUUUGGAAUUCCACUCUUUGGUUUCUUAUUGGCUGGAAUUGGAGACCAACUUGGAACCAUCUUUGGGAAAAGCAUUGCAAGAGUGGAGAAGGUCUUUCGAAAAAAGCAAGUGAGUCAGACCAAGAUCCGGGUCAUCUCAACCAUCCUGUUCAUCUUGGCCGGCUGUGUUGUGUUUGUGACGAUCCCCGCCGUCAUUUUCAAAUACAUCGAAGGGUGGACGGCUCUGGAGUCCAUUUACUUUGUGGUGGUCACUCUCACCACGGUUGGCUUUGGUGACUUUGUGGCAGGGGGAAACGCUGGCAUCAAUUACCGGGAGUGGUAUAAGCCCCUAGUGUGGUUUUGGAUCCUUGUUGGCCUUGCCUACUUUGCAGCUGUCCUCAGUAUGAUCGGAGAUUGGCUACGGGUUCUGUCCAAAAAGACAAAAGAAGAGGUGGGUGAAAUCAAGGCCCACGCGGCGGAGUGGAAGGCCAACGUGACGGCCGAGUUCCGGGAGACGCGGCGGCGGCUCAGCGUGGAGAUCCACGACAAGCUGCAGCGCGCGGCCACCCUCCGCAGCAUGGAGCGCCGGCGCCUGGGCCUGGACCAGAGGGCCCACUCGCUCGACGUGCUCUCGCCCGAGAAGCGCUCCGUCCUCGCCGCGCUGGACACCGGCCGCUUCAAGGCCUCGUCCCAGGAGAGCAUCAACAACCGGCCCAACAACCUGCGCCUGCAGGGCUCGGAGCAGCUGAACAAACACGGGCAGGGGGCGUCCGAGGACAACAUCGUCAACAAGUUCGGGUCCACCUCCAGGCUCACCAAGAGGAAAAACAAGGACACCAAGAAGGCCUUGCCCGAGGACGUGCAGAAGAUCUACAAGAGCUUCCGGAAUUACUCCCUGGACGAGGAGAGGAAGGAGGAGGAGGGGGAGAAGGUGUGCAACUCGGACCACUCCAGCACGGCCCUGUUGACUGACUGCAUCCAGCCGCAGGCCGGAGCGGAGGACGGGGUGGUCCCCACGGACACCAAAGACAGGGAGCCAGAGAACAAAGCGUUACUUGAAGACAGAAACUAAGAGGUAAGGACGUUGGACUGCACCCAGCGUUGUGGGUUUUUUUUAUAUUCACCCUGAGACACGUGCCUUAAACAAGACUUCUCCUUAGUCCGAAGUUACAUAGCAUCGAAGACUCUGUCUCACUGUGCCAUAAACCACUGAGAAAGCUUGCUCUGCCAAAAGGAAUUGAAGGACGAGGACUUGCCGCCAGGGCCGCAGGACACCCACGGAGCCUUCGCACGCGUAGGAGGUCACGAGCGCGUCCGAGGCGACGCUGUGCCCCCGGGCAGUGCCGUCCCGCUACGGCGGGUAGCAAAAGGGCAGCUAUUCUGUAGACCAGCCGUCUGAAAGGAACACGUGUGUCGUUUAAAUGGACCUACCCUUAGCGAUAUGUGCACACACAGAAGGGGACAGGAUUCAGGGGGUGAAGUGGCACCUGUAACUAGGGUUAGAGCGGGCACUUCGGACAUGUUCUGAGCUCCAAUUUUGAUACAAACCGUUCAGCGCGUACCUAGUCUUUCUAAGCUCCAAAUCAAUGUCCUUGGGACCCGAGAGAGCACCUGGAAUGUGUUGGCAGCAGAUCAGAGAACACGUAUUAAAAGGUGCAAUUGCUUUCCUCAUUACAGAAGAAAAAAAUAAAAAAAAUCACAAACACAUCACACUGUGGAUAUUACCUUAACCAAUGACUGAAGCCUACCGAAUUUUGUCUUUCUCACGGGGGCGGGUAGUCCAAACAAACUUGCAAGCAUUGGUGAGAACUCACCCUCAGCCGCUGCAUGGUUAAAGGCAAAAAUCAUGCAUUUUCCUCAGUGGGUGCAAUGGUGAAAAUAAACCGGUUUUGAAAUGUUCACGUUCACUUUUCUAGUGGAACUUAUGUUACAAUUUGUUUUGGUAAGAGGGGGAAAAAUACCAAAACUAUCAUUGCCUUGCAUGAUGCCGGUGGCUUGCUGUUCUGUCUAGCUGAUCCUAAAUUUUUAUGAAAAAUAGGCAUCCUGCAUGUCUGAGACAUACCAAGGAGGACCAUGGCAUCAUUCCAUCUCAGGGCUUCUUGUCCCUUUGGGUGUCUUAGGGUAGACAUAGUGACCCAAGGUCCAGUCUUACUGUCUGCAAACAAAAGGAAACUUAACCCCUCAACCAACCCUUGUACAGGAAGAUUGAAUUGUUUUCAUUGCUUGCCGCUUAAGUGCCAUUAUUGCCGUUUUUGAAAAAAAAAAAAAAACUUAAAAGAAGUAUUUGAAAGAUUUCACUUUCAUGUUCGGGUGUUCCUUUAUUCUGAAAGCAUCACUUCUUUUCCUUGCUCGUUUUUUUAUCUCACCCCUGCUAGCCACUAAAAUUGGAACCACUGUGAUUGUUUCUAGGCAAACAGGUACCAGCACGCGAUAGAACAUCCAGUGAAGGAGAGUCGGGGGGUGGGGGGAGUGGCAAGUCGUAGGUUUGAAGAGGGAGAUUCUAAGUGGAUUUUUAUCAGAAAGGGAAAAAUGUGUCCUAGACCAACCAUCCUGUGUGUGCCGCCGUCUUUUCCAGAGUUGGCUGGCCAUUGUGCUGGUUCCAACUUAGCUGUUUGGGCCACACACUUCAAGCAGUUGGACCUGGUAACACCAGGAAGUUGCUGGUUUGGAGAUGUCACAUAACUAAUACCACAGAGUGGACUUAUCAGGUCGCAGGACCAGCAAAGACUUCCAGAAAUCCAUAGUGCUUUCCGACUUCCAGGGAAAAUUAUACCCACCACAUCCCUGACUACUGAUAGCACGGCAGACCUCUCUUCCUGCCCAGUUUUCAAAAAUGCACAGCUCUCCCUUGUCUGGAGCACACACAGCCCCUCUCCAUCCCCCAUUUUUCCCCCCCGCCAAAUUUUAGGCUCUAGUUAAAGUUCUGGCAUUACUUUGGGGAAGGAGCCAAGUAAGAAUCGAGUUUGCUGAGGUCCUUCCUGUCCAAGGCAGGUUUGGGGGAAGGCCUCCAUGGGGCUGGAGCCGUGGCUCACUGGCGACACCCUGUGUCCACACAGUGAUACACAGGCACCUGGGAACAGUGCAUGUGCAGGGUGGGCGUUGGUUCUCACUGCCAUCGUUCCAGCCUGUCAAAGUGUGUUUUAAGAAAUUGGUAGGUAAGUGGGACUUUCUUCUUCUGACAAGUUAAAAGCUUCGUGAUUAAACUCCCCAAGGAUCUCAUUCAUUUGAGUUUCCACCCUCUGUUACUUGGAACUUUUAUAGUAGUGGGCUGAAGUUCUAGACCCUAGAGCCAAGUCUGGCGGAAAGGCUUCCCUAUCGUACAUCCAGUGGCUUCUGUGGACCAGGCACUAGAUGAGGCACUUUACGGCCGUGGGCUCACUGAAGCCUCACAGCGAGACUCCGCAGGAAGGGUUUGCAAACCCAUUAUGCAGAUGAUGACACGGAGGCUCAGGGAAGAGCACACAGCAAGAAGGGACUAGAGCUGGUAUUCGAAGUCUGUCUGACCAAAGUCUGCUUUCCCCUUUCUAUGGUGUCCAUGCUGUGCACCUUUGUGAGUGUGAGUGUGUGUGUCUGUGCAUGCGUGUGUGUCUUUCUAGUUUCAUGGACACAGCAUACAGAUAUGGGAGAAGGUCUUUACUAUCAAGAGGGUCUAAGGGCUUUGUGUAAACAGGGCCUAAUGGGUUGCGCUUGCAGACGCUUACGGUACAUUCUUUUGGUCUCAGUGUUGGGAACGCUGUAUGGGGGGCCCCUUCUGUAUUGUUAAAAAUGCCCUUUGAAAGCACGCUUUUGCACUUUACUUGCUUACCUUGCGGGAACUCGGCGUACAGCUGGAAUCAAACAGCUCAAAGCACUAAGCUGCACGCUCUACCAAACAGAACAGGUGUUGGUGUGUGCAAGGCACUGGCCCCAACAAGCCAAGCCACGGUAAUGUGGAGAAAGGAUCAGCUGGGAGUUCCCGAGUACCGAUGGGGCUAAGGCCCUGAUAUAUAAGAUCAAAGAAGAGCCCUCCCUUCAUGGAGACUGAUCCACUGAAUAUGUGGGCAAAGUGUUUGACAAACUAUGAUGUUCUCUCCAGAGGAGCAGCUGAGGGGGCCUGAGAGUCUGGACCCCACUUCCUGCGGACGAGCUAAGAUUUGAGGGGAGGCUAGUUGUUUUGGAGCUGCUUGAAAGCCCCCUUUGUAAAAGGGGGCCAAAUAACACGUAGAAUUCACAUGGCUAAGGCAGAGCUGCAUUAGAGUCAGGACACGCACAGCCCCACCCUUCCAAGCUCCGUUCUCCACCUGCCCCCCAUACACCUGCAGAAAAUGUUUUGGUUUUGCACACGGGAAGGGCACAGGUGUGGCUUGUCAGUGGGUGGUGUCCAUCAUUCCUCCUGGUGGAUGGGGAUUGAAUUUUUCCUCCACAGCAGAUAUGGUGAGAGCCAAGAGACAAUUGGGAGAGAAUUCAGCUCGAUGCCCAGUCUUAACCCAGUAGCGACUCUAGGACGUUAUCACUUUUGGGAAAGGGCCUUAAUGUGUGCGUAGGUAGAGGUGUCCCUGACCUACAGCUAAGGGGACUGGGACUAUUUGUCUGUGCUCUGCAGUCCCAGCCUGUGGUCUUGGGUACCUCAGACCCCUUGCCUGUAUCUCUCUGUUACCUCAUCGGCACAUCAAGGCAGUUGAACACACAGUCGUCAAGGUCCCUUUUAGUUCUGCAGUUUUCUGACCAAACAUUCCCUGGUCCAUGAGUUAAUUAAAUUUACUAAGACUAUUGAUAGCUGGAUUUUCAAAUACUGACUAAUGGGACCCACUUCUUUUAGGUGAAGAUGAGAGCUUUGUCUCCUGCCCUUGGGGAUUUUUUGUUCUGGGUGACUGAUGGAGACCAGAUGUAUUUGGGAGCCUGGUGUCCAAAUUAGGACCAUGCCCUGUGUAAACUCACGCUGUUCUCCUUUACAGUGCACUGUCACCUGGAAAUCAGGCUAUGCGGGCAAUUUUUGCAUGGUGUCAAGACUAUUUAAAGAAUUUUAAGUUGUUGCUAUUUGGAGUCAUUUGUAGUAAUGAUUCCAUUUGAUUACUUUAUGGAUUCAUAUAAUAUAGAUAUUGCUCACUCAGACAGACAGACAGACAGACACACACACACAGAAAUGGCUGCUCUGAGUCCUCUGGGGACCAUUCUGUGUUGAACGUCUUAGUUGAGUUAGACGUUAACAGAGCACCCCUGCCUCCCUCCGAGAUGAUAUCACUUCCUGGCUGAGUCGACACUGCCCAUAUAUCGGUAUGCUUGGUUUUGGGGGCUUAGUGAGAAUGUGGCCAGAAUUUGGUUAGGGCAGGUUUUAACUCACUAUAUUGGGUAAGAAUGUAGACCCUUCAAUAUGUACUAUGGUUUCUGAACCAUAAGAGAAGCAUAGGAAAACCAACAUGCAGAGACUCCGAAAUGAAAAAAAAAAAAGAUUUGAAAGAUUUAAAAAAGCCAGUAUUACAUUUCAUGUCUCUGCUUCCCGCAUCCCGUUAAUGUUUCAAGUGGGGGUUAUUCUUUCUCACGGUUAUGAUGCAGUUGUGUGCAAAGACAGUGGCUGUGUGAGCAGGGCGAGCUCUCGGUGGUGGAGUGUGAGAGCUAGUUAGUCAUGGCCUUAAAAAAUAAAAAUGGCAACUUUCUGAAACAAAGGUGACUUUGAUUUGACGUUGUGGAUGGCUGCGACUUCUGCGUGUGGAGACUUUGGAACAGCAGGCUGAUUCCAUGGCUGUGAAUAAAGUCCCGCCCUCUGUCCUUGCUCGAGGAACCAGCUGCAUUGUGCUUCACCAGCCCGCCCACAGUCCAUGGAAACCUCUGCCCUCCCCUGGCGGUCCCUGGGUCAUGUGACAUCAGCACCGUGGCAAUGAAGAGAAAUGAGGUGUCUCUGAUUUGACCGAAAGUGAUCGUGUUCACAGGUGCCUAAGAGAUUUGGAAUCUUUCUGUUCUUGGUCUUAAGCAAAAAAUCUCAAAUAGUUCCCUGUGCAUUAAAAAAAAAAAAAUCCUUGAGAGCAUUCCCGCUCCAUCUCUACAGCAGUCCUGUGCUGCCGAGGAUAACUGGGAAGCCUCCCCUUUGCCAUCAGGGCGCUGAGUUUGAAGGGAGACGGUGCAGGGGUGCCUAGAAGCGAUAUGCAAACCGACCCACGUGCCAGCCUCCGGCCCCUUCCCCGUCCCAGAAUCCCAGGCAGGGGGCCCUGUGACGACGAUAAACCCAUGUGUGGAGGUGUUUUACCUAUUUUUCU
Messenger RNA from Camelus dromedarius (Arabian camel), 7382 nucleotides. RefSeq names its product potassium two pore domain channel subfamily K member 10 (gene KCNK10). Gene Ontology annotation, biological process: potassium ion transmembrane transport; stabilization of membrane potential. The transcript has 7 exons. Gene Ontology annotation, cellular component: plasma membrane. The record is from RefSeq and is a predicted model, not a curated record. Gene Ontology annotation, molecular function: outward rectifier potassium channel activity; potassium ion leak channel activity. Bases 617 to 2224 code for a protein of 535 amino acids. Lineage: Eukaryota; Metazoa; Chordata; Mammalia; Artiodactyla; Camelidae.